Molecule: messenger RNA, 1379 nt
Organism: Pollicipes pollicipes
Lineage: Eukaryota; Metazoa; Arthropoda; Thecostraca; Pollicipedomorpha; Pollicipedidae
Product: chymotrypsinogen B
Exons: 7
Coding region: 64-1137 (357 amino acids)
Biological process (GO): proteolysis
Molecular function (GO): serine-type endopeptidase activity
Source: RefSeq, a predicted model, not a curated record
CGGAGCGGGGCCGGCGCGCCGGACCAGGAGCGGGGCACGUGCAAUAGCUGACCCCGGUCAUCAAUGGCGGCGGCGACAGAGGGCGACGCCGAGGGUGGUGUGCGGUACCAGCCCGUGGCCGUGGGCGAGCAGCCGGCCGAUCCGAGCGGAGCCCGGCCGGCCCGGACAAGGCAGUACUACUUCAGGAAGAUUGCGCUUCGCACCAUGGCCAUGCUGCUCCUUCUGUGCACCAUAUUUGGCCUGGUCUACGUCGUGGCGACGGUGCAUGACCCGGCGCCAGAGCUGGCCCUGCCGCCAGUCGUGCGGCCCUGGGACGCGCCGCCAGAGAGGCCCAUCCGCGUACCCGGUCUGCACAGCCACGGCAGUCACGGCAGCCACGGCACUCUCGGCAUCAUGAACGGCGGCGCCGCCAAGCCCGGACAGUUCCCGUGGCUUGUCGACAUCCAGGUCAUUGACACAGGUCAGAGCAAGUGCGCAGGAUCCCUGAUUGACCCAAACUGGGUCAUCACUGCCGCCCACUGCGUGUCAACCAUGCCGUCGGCCGACCUCCGGAUAGUGAUGGGAGAGCACGACAUCGCCCUGCACGACGAGUUUGAGCAGAUCAGCUCAAUCAAGAAGGUGGUGAUCGAGCCCGACUUCAGUACGCGCGCCGCGCUGCCGAACGACAUCGCUCUGCUUCAGCUGGAGACCCCGGCCGUGUUCAACGAGCGGGUGACUGCCAUCCAGCUGACCAGAGAUGACUCCAGCUUCUCGGCGUGCUCGGUGGCCGGCUGGGGCGCCGCCGGCGUGGACCCGGUCACCGGCCAGCCUGUCUACCCCACCGCCCUGCAGACGGUUAACAUGACCCUGCUGAGCCGCGACGCCUGCCAGAGCCAGCUAAUCGGCUACGUCAUCACGGUCAACAUGACGUGCGCCGAGGGCGAGGACGGCGCCGACGUGUGCUGGGGCGACUCCGGCGGCAGCCUCACCUGCCCGCCGAUCGCCGCCCCCGCGCCCUGGACGCUGGUCGGCGUCACAUCAUGGGGUGUCGCCUGCGGCUACAUGCAGUACCCGUCCGUGUACACGCGCGUGAGCCGCUUCAUCCCGUGGAUUGAGGCGGUGACAGGCGUAGUGGUGCCGCCGGCCCCAGCGAGGUAGCGCGGCGGACAUGUGCGGGCGGGGGGCCACGACACGGACCGGCUGGUGACGAUUGGCUAUUUCAGGUACAUAAGUGCACUUCAGUGUUUUGAAAUGCGUUCGUCGCCCUUUUUACAAACCGUUGAACUGUCGAAUCCUUAAGCCCUUGAACCAAACUGAGCUUGGAAUGCAAAAAAUGCCCCUCAUUAAAAGUUGUGUUGUCAUGAGUCGUAUUUCACGAACUCAGCAAUAAAACUAAAAUA